Molecule: messenger RNA, 286 nt
Organism: Porites lobata
Lineage: Eukaryota; Metazoa; Cnidaria; Anthozoa; Scleractinia; Poritidae
Source: the annotation of a GenBank genome assembly
AUGCGACUUCCUCAGAGCCAUAGAUAUUCCAAAUGGGUCGUUUGGCUUCCUGCAUCGGUCUCGGCUCUGAGCGGAGAAGUCACUCGCCUCACAGGCAAAAAACCCGUUGCGGCCAUCAAAGAAAAAGCCGUUUAUUCCAAACCCUCUACUCCUCAUCACAGCCCUGUUAGCGUGUGCAAAAAGAUGGCUCCCCUCCUAUACAGCUGUGCGCUAUCUCUACCAAUCCGGAGAGCUUGAAGGCGGGGGGAAAAGAGCCACAGAUCCGAUCAGGUCUUUGAAAGCCUAA